ACGGAUAAUAAAUCUUCAUAGAUAUUCUAUACCUCUCUAUUUCAUGACUUUUUCUUAGCUAUUGUAUUUUCCCUCCUUCUUAACUUAAUCUGCUAGUUGAUGGGUAUGUGGAUAUGAGGAUGAUAUGCAUGAAUAAAUAACCUUCUCCUGUAUUUCGAGCGAAACGUUUCUCCUUUGGGGAAGCUGAAAAUCAUAUGCAUAGUGCAAAUUGACACAGAUUGAAGCGUUCAUUUCUACCGUAUCGUGAACUUGUUCCAGAAGUACAACCCCUAUCGGUAUACCGAUACCAGUACGGAUUAUAACGCCGACCGGUAUACCGGCAUUAGUAUGAAGUAUAAUCAGUCGGCCGAUAUUGCUGAUAUUUUGCAAUAUGAUACGAUUUUUGUCAAAAAACAUCCUGCAAAAUAUGAUCAAGACAAGCCGGUACCGAUCGUUAAACCAGUCACCAGUAUACCGAUCGGUACCGAUGCCGGUCAGGUAUGAAGUUUGUAUACCGAUGAUCGGUACCGGUAUCGCAUUUUUGAUAUCGGUUACACCCCGACCUGUUCUAAUCAUGUGAGGCGAAUUUAACGGAUAAUAAAUCUUCAUAGAUAUUCUAUACCUCUCUAUUUCAUGACUUUUUCUUAGCUAUUGUAUUUUCCCUCCUUCUUAACUUAAUCUGCUAGUUGAUGGGUAUGUGGAUAUGAGGAUGAUAUG
Didymodactylos carnosus is the source of this 696-nucleotide messenger RNA. The record is from the annotation of a GenBank genome assembly. NCBI's taxonomy places the organism in Eukaryota, Metazoa, Rotifera, Eurotatoria, Philodinida, Philodinidae.